CGUCAAUCACGGUCAUUUGCAUGGCUGGUGUGGGAGUUCCCUGGAGUUGGAGAUGGAAGGGGAAAGGCUUCUACCAAGCGGAAUGAAGGUCUGCUGUCUUUUGGAGUGUGAGUAACAGGGCAGAAGCAUGGCUGCUGCAUUCCUGGAUGGUAAGGAUGCUCACUCCAUCCUGAAGCGUUUCCCUCGAGCCAAUGGCUUUCUUGAGGAGUUGAGACAGGGGAACAUCGAGAGGGAGUGUGGUGAGGAGAGCUGCAGCUUCGAAGAGGCCAAUGAAGUGUUUGAGAACAAAGAGAGAACGAUGGAGUUUUGGAAAACUCGCAGCGUCUACACGGUGAGCAGCAACAGCGAGGGACGCUCUGAGCGUGCCGACACCGUCUACAUGGUGGUACCUCUGCUGGGAGUGGCCCUGCUCAUCAUCAUCGGCCUCUUCCUCCUUUGGAGGUGCCAGCUUCAGAAGGCCACUCGUCGACGCCCCGCCUACACCCAAAACCGCUACUUGGCCAACAACCGCAACACCCGCAGUCUGCCACGAAUUCUGGUUCACCGGGAAGCACAUAGUGAAAGCUCGCACCAGGAGUCCAGUUCACGUCCCACUGUGGUGGUGAGCGGUGCUGAGAGAGGAGCAGGUUCCCAGUCGGACUCUCGUGGCCUCCACCAGCAGAACACUUGUGCCCUUUAUGUCCAGGACUCCUCUAUGUCAGUGGCCUCACGGUUGUCCGGCGCAACACCACCUCCAUCUUAUGAAGAGGUGACAGGACACCUGGAAAGCAGUGGUGACGAGACCUCAGCACCUUCAUACAGCGACCCUCCACCCAAAUAUGAGGAGAUUAUAAAGGAGAAAUGAAACCAAGGCAACAAUAAUGCUGCCAUGGCUGUUGCUCCCCCGCUGUGUCUGAAGGAGGUCAGUGCUGCCAGAAGAGCAGCUUCUGCCUCAGUUGGUGCUGCUGGCUGUGGGUUGCUGUAACCCAUGUUGUAAUUCCCACUUUUCUGCACCAUACCUUUGUUUCACUCAUAGGUGCAACCUAAAGCCAGUCACUGCCAUGAUUAUAUGUGCCACCCAGGAUUAUUGUUCAUAGUUGACCCUAAACACCUAAUGAGAUAUUUAAUUUCUUUGUCUUCAUUUUGCUUUGGCAAACUGAAUGGCAGACUGUGUUCCUGGUGCAGGUGCAGCGAGAUACAUGGAAAGGGUCUGGCAAGCAGCACGCUCACUGAUCCAUCUUUGGACCUUGUAGCAGGCCAGAAAAGUGAACGGGAUAAUUUGAGGUGGCAAUGAAGCUCCAUGCUGCAGCUGGGCUUUUACACUUGCAGAGCAGUCACUGUGACUGUAAGGUUUCCUUGGCAGUGUGCAUAUAUGACUUUAAACUGUAUAUUCACAGUCAGUAGUGGAAGUAUUGGACCUUGAGCCACAGCUGUUGUUUAGUUGGACAUUCUCAUGGUUUAUUGUUUUAGAUCAUUUACAAGUUUGGUUUUUGCAGAUAAAAUAAAAAAGUGACUCUUGUGUGAAGGCGAGAUUAAAAAGCACUUCUCAACCUUAAAGGAAAGAACCAUACGAUACAUCUUCUAAUGCUAAAUCCCUAUUCCACUUUAGAUCAUUCAGCUACCAACAAGACUGAGCUCAUUUACUUUCCGAAUACUUGCACUAUUGACUAUUUCAAUCAUUGCGAGGUUUUCUGACCACCUCCACACACCAGCUGUUGUUCACUGCUGUGAGAGGAAAUCCCUGCAGUUGUGCUUCCUUCUCACAACCUCACCAUCACUACGACUACAAAUGUGUGUAGACUGAUCCUAUGAGUUCUUAGUAAUCAUUUCACCAGCGCUGUGCCAUAUAGAGGCAGGUUUAUUUGUUGCCAAAUGUUCAUUGUCUUAACACUUACCUGCUACCUUACUGUGACCACCGGUGUUAAUAUUUGACCAAACAUGUAUGGUGGGAGCUUUGUAUUGACAAGUUUAAUAGAGGGUUGUUGUUUUGAGUCAACCCUCUGAAUUCUUGCGUAUUUGUUGUGAUUGCAGUAUGGGUUAGGAUUGCUGAAAAGUUUAGUUGACACCAGUUUUGAUAGGUCAUUAAUUAAGCAAAAUUUCCAACACAUGCUUAUUCCAGUCUCUCCAAAGGCUGGAUUUGCUGCUUUACUCUGUUUUAUAUCUUCAAAAAUUGAUUAUCUUUGGGGUUUUGGACUGUUUGAUUCAUAUGAUAAUUCAUAAUGAAAAUAACCAAGGCAAGGGUUAAUACAUCAUUCAGCCCCAUAAAGCUGAACAGCAGUAGAGAAUCAAACUCCUGCUUACCAUGAAAACAUGAGUGGACCUCAGAGGUACUCUGACACAAUGAGAAGAAUCACUAUCUUAUUAUGUCAGUCACAAAACUUUCAUCCUCUAAAUCCCUGAGCUUCUCUGUAAAUGACUGUCCUGGUAGUUCAGACAUAUACAGCCCUAAUUCUGUGCUAUGUGCAUUUAAAUUCAUGUACUGUAUGUGUGUAGAUGCACACAUGCACAUUCACGCACGCUCACAAAGAGCACAAUCAGCAGUCCCAGCUCUGUUACACUCACUGUACGAUGAGUCAGUCGAGCACCUUUGUUGCAGUUGCUGAGUGGAUUUGAACUGUGUUUGCCUCAGUCCUGAUAUUAUAAAAUUACCUUGUUUAUAGUUGUUACAUUUCACAGUUUAUUGGAUUUCUUUUAGGGGUUCAAGCCCAAAAGUCCACCUGACUAGAUUUUCUGCCAUUUUUGGCAUCUCCUCCCAGGUUAGAUUUGUACCAGAUUUUUUUAUGGAUCAUUAUUGGACCAAGCUUAUUAAAUUUUUUAAAAGCUUAAUGAUAUCACAUUUUGUUCUGAAGAUUUAGAACAAUGAACUGUAAAGGGGUGUGGCUUAGCACAUAAACAGACCUAACUCCACAGUCAUUGGGCAAGUCGUCACGAAACUUGCAUGAUAUAGGCUCGGACAUACUUUCUGCAUUGAACAUCCACGGAGAGGUGCAGUCACACCAACACGAACUAAAUUCUAUCUUUAGUGAAACUGACAAUCUACUUCAGCACCUGGUGGUAAACAGAAAGGCUGGGAGGGGAGCUUACCCUCCUCUUGCAGACGAUGCCAGGUGAAAGUGAAACUAAGUGAUGCUGCUGGGUCUGGAGUGAAUAUCUGUCAGAUAUCUAACUUGAAACUAACUUCAUUGUGGUUGGCUUGAAAGCAGUGUUUUGGACUGGACUGGACUGUUGAGCAAGAGAUUGGAGCAUGAGCAGUUGCCGUGCUUACUAUGCCUACAGUCCUCGUGGUCACAACAAAUGGGCUGCAUUUGGACAUCCCCACAGGGGUCUGCAUGGACCCUCGCGUACUAGGGUUGAUGACGAGAUUUACAUCACAUGGACCAAAGCUUAUCUCCAGGGACACACACGUGGAAAGUGUGAAUUGGCCUUAUGUCCACUUAAGUACCUUAAACAUACGCCGAAAGUUACAUUCAAAUUGACCAUUAGAGGGCGCCACAACUACAAAAAGUGGGUGUGGCGUAACACAAAUCAGGCCACAAAUCAGAAAUUGUUUGUCCAAUCAUUGCAAAACUCUCAGGAUAUGUUACAUAACAAUGUUUAAACACGUGUGUAAAAUAUUUCUGAAAUCACCCAAUAGGGGAUGCCACCGGUUCCAAACAAGUGCAUUGGUCUGGCGCAACAUUGGACCAUAAAUCAAUGACAGUUUAUCCAAACAUCAUCCUCGGUGGAUAUUUUUAAUUAAGCUGUUGAAGCAUGUCCCUGAAAUGUUUUUGCAGUUGCUCAGUAGGGGAUGACAGUGUUGCCAAAGAAGAGCGUGGCCCAGCACAGAUUUGUUUGUAAAUGAAUGAGCGUUUGUCUGAUGGUCAUAAAACCUGUUAGCUUUCUUUAAUGCAGCUGUCAGAAACUGUCAAACUUUGCAGCUUUUAACCUCUAACGGUCCAUGUUGGCUUGAACCCUGAAGUCGCCGGUUGCGGCUGUAUUUUGUUUUUGCAGUUAGUGUAACAGUAUAGUUGUGUGGACAACAGAUACAAUCAAAGUAAAUAACUGUAAAUAAUAAUGUUACAAAGUCUGAAGACAUGGUCUCACCAUCACUGGAGACAUGACAGUCUGUAAUGCUGACAGAUGUUUAGAGCUGCACUGGGAUGAGAUGCAGAUAUUUAAAGUUUUAAAUGUUUGACAUACUCCUUCCUGAUUAUAAAUCUUUUAACAUGAGGAAAACUGGUGAAGAGUGGAUGUGGUGUUUGGUUGCUGCCUGUCAGGAGACACAUUGGAUAAAUACUAAAAGGUCUCAGUCAGAGGGGAGGGUUUGUCUUGUGUGAUUAACACUGUUCAAGAACCAUGCAAAUUUUUUCCUGCAGUGUUUACAAAAUUUAAGUAAUGUGUUCUUUAGAUUUUUGCAGGCCGUUUUCACAUUCAAGCUGAACAGUUUUAGAUUUUUUGAUGGUUUUUUUGAUUUCACACUGAAUUUUUUGACACUAACACUUUUUCAGAUCUUCAAAACUGUAUUUUGUUUCUAGUUUGAAGGAUUGAUCAAGACUUUUUUUGCUUUGGAUAAAUAAUGAUAUAAGACAUCAAUGAGGUUUGUUAAAUAUGGAGGAGAGCAGAAUAUAAUUUGACCUGUAGCUGAACAGUUUACAGAAUAACAGCCGCUCCCGGUGCGUGUAUCUGCAGCAGCACCCGUGUAGGCUACGUCUCCUGUCUGUUCAUAUUCAGUCAUAUCCUCUAACAUUCUCAAGGGUCCGAAGUCUUAAUUAACUCCGCCCGCUGACAGAAACCAAUACAUGCAGGGAGCACUAAGAAAAAAACAUAAAAAAAAUCUAAAACAGCAGCAUGGUUUGCAAAAUGGUUAGCCAUGAUGAAAAGUACACAUGAUUAGGCCUCAUUCAUAAAUCAUGAGAGGCAGUAUGGUAUAAUUUUGCAUACAAAUGUAAAAUGCUCCUGUUGCAGCUUUAAAUAUUACUGAUGUGUGAAAAAUGGAUGUAUAUGACUGAAAAACAAAUGAUGCUCUACAGCAGGAUUAGUUGUGUUUACGCUGUAUUUGCAAGGCACCAACACUGCCAUGGUUUCUAGAUGGUUCCCUAUUCUUCACAUUCACUAAGAGUCACAUGUUCAGUCUGUGCUUCAGUAACAAGGAGUGUUCAUAUUUUGCCGAGUGAUGUUUACAUUAUAGUGACAUGUUAGUGGAGUUUUACCUCACCGAGUCUGAUAAGGUGCACUUACAGCUUUCUGCCAGUGGCUUAUUUUUGUAUCCUAUUGUACGCUAAGUUAUUCACUGCCUUUUUCUACAGACUGCAACUCUUUCACAUGGGCCUUUGUUUUAACACAUUCCAAAACCAAGUAUUCACUGUUUCAAAUAUAAUAAAUGAGUGAUUGAUUCUGUA
Epinephelus fuscoguttatus (brown-marbled grouper) is the source of this 5357-nucleotide messenger RNA. It is a transcript of the gene prrg3, whose product is annotated as transmembrane gamma-carboxyglutamic acid protein 3. Bases 128 to 844 code for a protein of 238 amino acids. Gene Ontology annotation, cellular component: extracellular region. Gene Ontology annotation, molecular function: calcium ion binding. Lineage: Eukaryota; Metazoa; Chordata; Actinopteri; Perciformes; Serranidae. The record is from RefSeq and is a predicted model, not a curated record. The transcript is spliced from 4 exons.